AUGGCUACCCUUCAACUCGCUUCUUGGGCGACAAACCUCACCUACGCUAAUCUUACCACCGGCGUCCUCACCGCAGCUAAUAAAUCCUUCUACAACUGGGCCGGCUGCGCAAUCGGCGGCUUCGCUUCCCAACCCGCGCCCCAAAUUGCGCUCAACACCACCCUCUCCCCUUUCUCCGGCCCACCCACUUCCUCCAUCCUCGGCGCAAACGGCUCAAUAGCGCUAGGUUUCGCGGACGCACAGGUCGCUGCUUUGGUUAAUGGUAUUGCGAGUCACGUCGACGACUACGAUGACACGCAUCUGGAGACCAUCAUCCACCCCGCGGGGCCCGUAGCCAGCGCGCUGCUCGCCAUCGCGGAGGCCAUGGGCCCCGUCAGCGGCCAGGACUUCAUGACCGCCUUCGUAGCGGGCGUCGAGGCGGAAUGCAAGCUCGGGCUGAGCGUGUACCCGCAGCACUACGACGUCGGCUGGCACAUCACAUCCACGACGGGCAGCAUCGGCGCCGCCGUCGCCGUGUCCAAGCUCCUGCGCCUCGACACGCCGCACACGGCGCAGGCCAUCGGCAUCGCGUCCACCCAGGUCAUCGGCAUGCAGGUCUUCUUCGGCUCCGACACCAAGGCCUUCCACAUCGGGCGCGCGGCGCAGAGCGGCCUGCUCGCCGCGCUGCUCGCGCAAAACGGGUACACGUCUGCCGACACGGCGCUCGAGGCCAAGUACGGCUGGCUGCACGUCACGAGGGAGAAGGGGCUGGAUGUCGCGGAUGUGAAGGCUAUCGAGCUGCGCGUUAACCCCGAGGUCCUCGUGCUGACGGGCAAGACGGCGCCGACGACGGGGCUGGAGGCCAAGUUCAGCAUCUACCACGCCGCGGCUAUCGGGCUGCUGUACGGGGAAGCGACGCCGAGCCAGUUCACGGAUGAGGUGGUCAGGAAUAGCACGGUCGUCGAUAUGCGCACGAAGGUUAAUGUUACUGAGGACGAGGAAGUGCCGACGGAUGCGGCGUAUGUGAGCGUGGAGUUUAGCGAUGGCACGACGCUUGAUAAGCAUGUCGAGCAUGCAAAGGGCAGUUUGGAGAAUCCGCUGAGUGAGGCGGAGUUGAAGACGAAGUUUAUGGAGCAGGUUACACUGGCGAUUGGGGAGGCGAGGGCGGAGAGGGCGUAUGAGGCGUUUACGAAUGCAGGGGGGAUGGAGGAUGUGGGGAGGAUUAGGGGGAUGUAUUGA
This is a messenger RNA of Trematosphaeria pertusa, 1218 nucleotides long. RefSeq names its product 2-methylcitrate dehydratase PrpD. Gene Ontology annotation, molecular function: lyase activity. Bases 1 to 1218 code for a protein of 405 amino acids. Lineage: Eukaryota; Fungi; Ascomycota; Dothideomycetes; Pleosporales; Trematosphaeriaceae. The transcript has 2 exons. The record is from RefSeq and is a predicted model, not a curated record.